This is a messenger RNA of Coprinopsis cinerea okayama7#130, 1005 nucleotides long. RefSeq lists its product as hypothetical. The record is from RefSeq and is a predicted model, not a curated record. The transcript has a single exon. Bases 1 to 1005 code for a protein of 334 amino acids. Lineage: Eukaryota; Fungi; Basidiomycota; Agaricomycetes; Agaricales; Psathyrellaceae.
AUGGCAAUCAACCCGCCACCCUCGACCUAUGUGUUCAUCUCUGGAGAUUCGGACAUCCUUUACACCGCGUCUCUCCUGCGUAUGAGGGGAUAUAAAGUCGUUAUUCUGUGUCCAGAGGGCUCUGAGGCCGAUUUACUCGGAGAGGCCGACUGGGACGACGGGCAACACCGGUUGUUCCAACGGGUUUGGGAGGAAAGUGCAAAGGACCAGGCCGCGCCUGGAAAAUCAACGUCCCCUAUGAAUACUCCUCUCGAAGCGAAGCCCGGUAUUGGAAUCGCCUCCGGUGAAGAUUCCUACGCCAAUCGACCUAUCCAACCACUGGCUAAGACGGACGAUGCCAACUGCUUGGUACAGGAUUUUCCCUCUGCUCAAUCUCGCGACGAUUCACUACACCGAAGAUCCCUUGAGACCGUCGCGGAGAACGCUGGUCAAGGCACUUGGGCCCCUCUUGUCUCUUCGAGUGCAAGCGUCCUUCCCCGUCUCCAACGGCCUAGUUCUGCCCCGACAUCAGAGCUGAGUUUACCGGUCUACCAAGACUCGACCUCGCCACCAUGGAAGGUUCAGGAGGUGGGAAGUGACGGUUGGGAAGGGAACGUUCGCAGUCUGCUCGACUCCGUUCGACGAGGGGGUACACCGGCUGCAUGGACGAGAAGUGCCCCCACGUCCGACUACGGUUCCCGACAGGCGCCCUCUCCUGGUCCCUCGACUAUGAAUCCCGUUUUGGCGGUUCCAUCUCAAUCGUCCAGUUCCAAAUCGAGUAAAGAAAUGCCUCCCAGAUACAAGACUUUGGUCGACUGCCUACGAGGCUUUGCAACAUUCUCCGUUCCAAGGGGAUCCCUCGACGGAGAGCUGCGAAAGAUAGAUCCCAAUUUCUACGCCAAUUCUGGUUUAUCUGGCGUUCCUCGACCAAUGGUCAACCUUAUCGAAGGUGCAUACGAGGAGGGCAUCAUCGCGUCCAAAACGGGUCCAUUCGUUAUCCUGACCUAUCCUUAUCGCCGGGUCUGA